Molecule: messenger RNA, 895 nt
Organism: Heterocephalus glaber (naked mole-rat)
Lineage: Eukaryota; Metazoa; Chordata; Mammalia; Rodentia; Bathyergidae
Product: zinc finger CCHC-type and RNA-binding motif-containing protein 1
Biological process (GO): mRNA splicing, via spliceosome
Cellular component (GO): U12-type spliceosomal complex
Molecular function (GO): zinc ion binding; RNA binding
Source: RefSeq, a predicted model, not a curated record
UGGCACAAGAAACUAGAGUUCAAGACCAGGCCGUGAACGUGGCUAAACCCUGUCUCAAUUUUUUUUAAAAAAGAAGAUGGACUAUAGCUCAGUGGGAGAGCAUUCCUGGGUUCUAGUCCCAGUACUGGAAAAUGAUAACAAUUUUUAUGGCUAAUUUGCUUAUGUUAUGAUAUAAGGUGUGAAGAUAAAUUACAGGAAAUGAGUGGUGGCUUGGCUCCAAGUAAGAGCACAGUGUAUGUGUCCAACUUGCCCUUCUCCCUGACAAAUAACGACUUAUACCGGAUAUUUUCCAAGUAUGGCAAAGUUGUAAAGGUUACUAUAAUGAAAGACAAAGAUACGAGGAAGAGUAAAGGGGUUGCAUUUAUAUUAUUUUUGGAUAAAGACUCUGCACAAAACUGCACCAGAGCCAUAAACAACAAACAGUUGUUUGGUAGAGUGAUAAAGGCAAGCAUUGCUAUUGACAAUGGGAGAGCAGCUGAAUUCAUCCGAAGGCGAAACUACUUUGAUAAAUCCAAGUGUUAUGAAUGUGGGGAAAGUGGACACUUAAGUUAUGCCUGUCCAAAAAACAUGCUCGGAGAACGUGAGCCUCCAAAGAAGAAAGAAAAGAAGAAGAAAAAGAAAAUUGCUGAACCGGAAGAAAUUGAGGACGUAGCAGAAAGUGAAGACGAAGGGGAAGACCCCGCUCUCGACAGUCUCAGCCAAGCCAUCGCCUCCCAGCAAGCCAAGAUUGAAGAACAGAACAAAUGGAAACCCAGUCCAGCAGGCCCCUCAACAUCAGAGGAUUCACGGCGCCCAAGGAUAAAGAAGAGCACAUACUUCAGUGAUGAGGAAGAAUUUAGUGAUUAGAGUUGUAUAAUGUAGAUGUCAGGAAAAUAAAAAACAUCUGCAGUACAAA